AGACUCCGAGCGCAGGAGAAGGACAUGACAGUGGACGCCUUCAGAACGUCCAAGAACGGCUGCUCUUCAGAACCAGAACUCCGUGUUUGGCAGCGAGGGAAGAGAUUGUGAUGUUCUGAUGCUCCAAUAUGGGCAGACGCCACACCGGAACUUUGUAUCCUCCUGAGAGCUCCCUGGAUCGCUCCUCAGCCAUGAUGUCAGUGUGUGUUCCGUCGUCUCACGGCAACUCCUCCUCAGUAGACAUGGCCAAUCGCAACGGCCCCACCGCCACCCCACCCACAUCCCUCAGCCUUCGAUCCUCCCACAACCAGCUGCUCAGCAGCGACGUCAACAAGCAGGGCGUCCCCGAGGCGCAAGGCUCCUCCACGCCACCCAAAUGUCGUAAGAAGUACGCCCUGACCAGCAUUCAGAGCGCCAUGGGACUGAGUGACCCAGCCGCCGGCACCGCCAUGCAGGGGGGCACCGCGCCACCCCCUUCCUCCGCAAACCCAAAACUGGCCAAGAACGGUGCCAACCAGCUCCGCAAGGCCGCCGAGCAGCUGGACCACAACAGGAAUGCGACCAACGGCAACCUCAACGCCGUGACUGAGGACGGCGAUGGCCGUGACGUCAUCGCGGAGAAGCUGGACGGAACGGAGAACAAGAGCGCCCCCAGGAGGACCAAGAGCUUCCUGGAGUACUACGCCGAGGAGGACCUCGCCGGCUGGCCCAAGGAGGACGACCUCACCCUGCCGCUGCUGAACGAGGGCCGCCACCCUCCCCCUCCGACGCCCCCCAAACAGCCCAGCCCCGAGGACGUCCCCCUGCUGUCCGCGGCCUCCUCUUCCUCCUCCAGCCCCGACACGAAGAAGGACCGACCGAGGACCGGGGCCAAGACAGACUGCGCCCUCAACCGCAUCCAGAACCUGGCGCCCAGCGACGAAGACUCCAGCUGGACCACGCUGUCCCAGGACAGCGCCUCUCUCAGCUCCCCGGAGGAAACAGAUAUCUGGAGCGACCAGUCCUUCCAGACAGACCCCGACCUGCCGCCAGGAUGGAAGAAGAUCACCGACAUGGCGGGCAUCUACUACUGGCACAUCCCAACGGGCACCACGCAGUGGGAGCGGCCGGCAGCCCGCCCCGGCGCCCCCGAACCCGCGCCCCCCGCCCUGCGGGACGCCCGCAAGCCGUCCCUGGGCUCCCUCACCCCCUCGCCCACCCCGGAGAACGAGGCUUCUGCCCACGCCGAGGUGUUCUUCGGGGCGUCCCAGCGCUCGGGCAGCACCACCUCGGAAAGCUCGGUGGAGCCCCUGCCCCUGUCCUCCUCCGACACCUCCGUGCCCUCCUGCGGAUUCGUCAACAGCUGCUACUUUCCCCGCCCAUCAUCACUAAAGGUCAUGGCAGAGCAGGCGAAUCACGCAGAGCUGCACCAAGAGGAGGAUGAGAAGAAACAGCCGUGGAGUGAUUUUGCUGUGCUGAGUGGGGGAAAAAUUGAUAGUGAGAUAUGGAAGGACCUGCAGGCAGCCACAGUGAACCCUGACCCCAGCCUGAAGGAGUUUGAGGGUGCCACCCUGCGAUACGCCUCUCUCAAGCUGCGAAACCCAACCCAGCCAGAAGAGGAGGACGCAGGAGGAAUCAACAGCGACCCAGAGGCCAAGUGUUUCGCGGUGCGCUCUCUGGGCUGGGUGGAGAUGGCUGAGGAGGACCUGGCUCCCGGGAAAAGCAGCGUUGCCGUUAACAACUGCAUCCGCCAGCUGUCCUACUGCAAGAACGACAUCAGAGACACUGUGGGGAUCUGGGGAGAGGGCAAGGACAUGUACCUGAUCCUGGAGAACAACAUGCUGAACCUGGUGGACCCCAUGGGCCGCAGUGUGCUCCACUCUCAGCCCAUUGUCAGCAUCCGCGUCUGGGGUGUGGGCCGCGACAACGGCAGAGAGAGGGAUUUUGCCUACGUAGCCAGAGACAAAGACACCCGGAUACUAAAAUGUCAUGUGUUCCGAUGUGACACCCCUGCAAAAGCCAUCGCGACCAGCCUGCACGAAAUCUGUUCCAAGAUCAUGGCCGAACGCAAGAACGCCAAAGCCGCGGCCGGGAGCUCCCUGCAGGACAGGAUGCAGGCGGGUUUGGACGUCCCCCUCCAAGCAGAGUUCCCCACACCAAAGACAGAGCUGGUGCAGAAAUUCCGUGUGCAGUAUCUGGGCAUGAUGCCCGUUGCCAGGCCAAUAGGAAUGGACAUUCUCAACGGAGCCAUCGACAGCCUCAUGUCGUCCUCCACAAAGGAAGACUGGACACCCGUCAUGCUGAAUGUGGCUGACGCCACGGUGACCGUCAUCAAAGAGAAGGAGCAGGAGGGCCAGCGGGAGGACGAGGACGAGGAGGAGGUGCUGGUGGAGUGCCGGGUGCGCUUCCUGUCCUUCAUGGGCGUCGGCCGGGACGUGCACACCUUCGCCUUCAUCAUGGACUCGGGGAGCCAGCACUUCGAGUGCCACGUCUUCUGGUGUGAGCCCAACGCCGGGAGCGUGUCGGAGGCGGUGCAGGCCGCGUGCAUGCUGCGGUACCAGAAGUGCUUGGUGGCGCGGCCCCCGUCUCAGAAGGCCUGCUCGGCAUCGCCACCCUCGGACUCUGUGACCCGGCGGGUGUCCACCAGCGUGAAGCGGGGCGUGCUGUCCCUCAUUGACACUUUGAAACAGAAGAGGCCCGUGCCCGAGCUGCCCCAGUAGAGACCCGAAUAUAAUAAUGAGCAAGUCAGCGAUACUAUUAAUAAUGUACAUAAACGCCAUAGCAUCACAUCACAGCGCAAAACUAUCGGCAAAAAAGAAGAAAAAACGAAGCAAAACUAAACAAUAAAAAUGUACUAAAGCUGAAAAGCGAAGCUGGCGACGUUAAGGACUUGCUGUCACGCCACAUGUACACGCUGCGUCACCUCCGUUUGUCCGCCAGUACCCCCGUCUGUACGUCUGUCUGUCUGUCUGUCUUGUGUGCCACCUCCAGCAUGCCCGUCUUCACCCGGCCACGCCUAGUCUCCAUUACGUCACGAAGUGAGGAAGUGCAUGACCGCUUUGGGUGGAUUUUGGCAGCUUGGCCAGCUUGGAUUCACGCCCCUGUUCCUCGUUCCAUGCUGGUGUUAGAUUAAAGCGAGUAGGGCCUUCCAACCGCACAGAAAGCACCUGAGGUUUCCUGCUCCAUGGCUCUGCCUUCACUAUGGCUGAACUGGACAGAUGAAAGUCAUAUUGGAGCGCCAUACCCAAGCCUCUUGGAAGCCGGAUCUCCUUGAUACUGCUGUUAUUACCCCCCUGCACUCUCCCCAGCCUGAGUCCAUUUUGCUUUUAACUGUUAUGAGGACAUAACCCACACCAAAAAGAAACAAAAGACAAAACAGAGACAAAUGAAAAGAUGAGGCCCUUUUCAGGUGGACACAAAUGAGCUCUGGGGCCAUCUGGAUGUCUUAGCAAACCACCCCUUCCUCACAGCACAAGAGACCCUUUACUGAAGUCAAACAUGAGUCCCUCGCUGGUGAGAGGAAGGGGGCUAUGGGCGGGACUGACAAGGACAAUGGACAAAGUUUGGCCCUCACAGGCUCCUGUUGAGAAGCACAGCGCCCCCCCCC
This is a messenger RNA of Megalops cyprinoides (Indo-Pacific tarpon), 3586 nucleotides long. RefSeq names its product amyloid-beta A4 precursor protein-binding family B member 2-like. Lineage: Eukaryota; Metazoa; Chordata; Actinopteri; Elopiformes; Megalopidae. Gene Ontology annotation, cellular component: cytoplasm; nucleus. Gene Ontology annotation, biological process: regulation of DNA-templated transcription. The transcript is spliced from 19 exons. The coding region runs from base 129 to 2699 and encodes 856 amino acids. The record is from RefSeq and is a predicted model, not a curated record. Gene Ontology annotation, molecular function: transcription factor binding; amyloid-beta binding.